Messenger RNA from Cuscuta epithymum, 1343 nucleotides. NCBI's taxonomy places the organism in Eukaryota, Viridiplantae, Streptophyta, Magnoliopsida, Solanales, Convolvulaceae. The record is from the annotation of a GenBank genome assembly.
CAAACAGAUCAGCCGGAAAUGACAGAGACACAGAGCAUCGUAGCAGAGCGAAAUCGCUAAACAGCAGAAGAAAACGGGAGAGGAAGAUAGAAGACGACCCGGGGCGGCAAAUAAUUUACACCUAUAUAUACCUUAAACACUCCGGCGAAGGGGUGGCGCCAGCACCGGCUCGCCCACCCCUGGUUCCGCCACUGCACGUGGGCUAAUGUGUGAAUAAAUCCUACUCCGUGAAAAUGGAGUAAUAGACGGUCAAGGACAGCUAUGGUGGCAGAUGUUUAAGAACAAUAAGUUGAAGAAUACAAGGCCUUAUCUCAUUGAGAUUAUGCAUUCUAGUCACAUCCAAAUAACAAAUCUCAAAUUAGUGAAUUCUCCAUCAUGGGUUGUUCAUCCCGUUUACAGCAGUGACAUUAUAAUUGAACAUUUGACAAUUUCUGCCCCCUUGGAUUCCCCGAACACUGAUGGAAUUAAUCCAGAUUCUUGUUCAAACGUGAGAAUAUGGGACAACUGCAUUCAAUCCGGGGACGAUUGUGUGGCAAUAAAGAGCGGUUGGGACGAAUACGGGACCAAAUUUAACAUGCCGUCCCGCCAAAUCUCCAUCAAAAGACUCACCUGCGUUUCCCCCACCAGCGCCACCGUCGCCAUCGGCAGCGAAAUGUCCGGCGGGGUGGAGGACGUCAGGGCGGAAGAUAUCACGGCCAUCAAUACCGAGUCGGGCAUAAGGGUGAAGACCACCCUCGGCAGGGGAAGCUACGUGAGAGACAUCUACCUCAGGAACGCCACGUUCCUGAAGUGGAUGAAGUACGUGUUCUGGGUGACGGCGGAUUACAGUAAGAAGUCUGACCACCCUGACGAUAAAUAUGACCCAAAAGCUAUCCCGAAGGUAACGGGGCUGAGCUUCUCAAAUAUCACGGCUCAGAACGUGACGUACGCCGGGAAACUUGUUGGGCUGAAGGCCGCCCCUUUCACAGACAUUUGCAUAUCUAACGCCACCAAUAUUGCUAUGCAUAUAGACAACGAGAAAAAAGAUGAGAAUAAGAAAGAACCCUGGAAUUGUACGAAUGUCGCCGGUAAUUGGAGCUCUGUCGCUCCCCCGCCGUGUAGCCUGCUUGUGAAAACGCCCGGUCUUCAGUGCGGAUUUCCCAGUGACAGACUUCCUAUCGAGAAUGUAAAAUUCCAGAGUUGUCCUCUGUACGGCAUAAAAUAAGAUAAUGGCCUAUAAUUUGCAUGUUCUUCAGAAUUACUAUGCUUUAUCCAUUCCUAAACUUCAGCGAACCUUACUUCAAUAUUUUAUGUGUUCUGCUCUAAAGUUUAAUAUCAAAAUGUUUUUUGUGUUCUGCUCUAAA